Molecule: messenger RNA, 2654 nt
Organism: Phacochoerus africanus (Common warthog)
Lineage: Eukaryota; Metazoa; Chordata; Mammalia; Artiodactyla; Suidae
Gene: SYP
Product: synaptophysin
Exons: 7
Coding region: 43-984 (313 amino acids)
Cellular component (GO): synaptic vesicle; synaptic vesicle membrane; presynaptic active zone
Source: RefSeq, a predicted model, not a curated record
CCCGCCCUUGCUGGCAGGCGCCUCCCGCCCCCCGCAUUGCUGAUGCUGCUGCUGGCCGACAUGGACGUGGUGAAUCAGCUGGUGGCUGGGGGUCAGUUCCGGGUGGUCAAGGAGCCCCUCGGCUUCGUGAAGGUGCUGCAAUGGGUCUUUGCCAUCUUCGCCUUUGCCACAUGCGGCAGUUACAGUGGGGAGUUCCAGCUGAGUGUGGAAUGUGCCAACAAGACCAAGAGUGACCUCAACAUCAAGGUCGAAUUCGAGUACCCCUUCAGGCUGCACGAAGUGUACUUUGAGGCACCCACCUGCCAAGCGGGCACUAAAAAAGUCUUCCUUGUGGGGAACUACUCCUCAUCGGCUGAAUUCUUUGUCACCGUGGCCGUCUUUGCCUUCCUCUACUCCAUGGGGGCUCUGGCUACCUACAUCUUCCUGCAGAACAAGUACCGAGAGAACAACAAAGGGCCCAUGCUGGACUUUCUGGCCACCGCAGUGUUCGCCUUCAUGUGGCUGGUUAGCUCAUCAGCCUGGGCCAAGGGGCUGUCAGAUGUGAAGAUGGCCACGGACCCAGAGAACAUUAUCAAUGAGAUGGAUGUCUGCCACCAGCCUGGGAAUACCUGCAAGGAGCUGAGGGACCCUGUGACCUCUGGCCUCAACACCUCGGUGGUGUUCGGCUUCCUGAACCUGGUGCUCUGGGUCGGCAACCUGUGGUUCGUGUUCAAGGAGACAGGCUGGGCUGCCCCAUUCCUGCGCGCUCCUCCCGGCGCCCCCGAGAAGCAACCGGCGCCCGGUGAUGCCUACGGCGAGGCAGGCUACGGGCAGGGCCCGGGCGGCUAUGGGCCCCAGGACUCCUACGGGCCCCAGGGCGGCUAUCAGCCUGACUACGGGCAGCCAGCCAGCGGCGGUGGCGGUGGCUACGGGCCUCAGGGCGACUACGGGCAGCAAGGCUACGGCCCUCAGGGUGCGCCCACCUCCUUCUCCAAUCAGAUGUAGUCUGGUCAGUGCAGCCCGAGAGGAUCCCAUGGGUAGGCAAGAGCUCAGGAGAAAGCCUGCCCCCCUUCCCACUCCUACACCCCAGGUCUCCAUCCCUCAAACCAGGAGACCCUUAACUGUCUUUGCUGUUUAUAUAUAUAUAUUAUAUAUAAAUAUCUAUUUAUCUGUCUGAGCCCUGCCCCCACUCCACUCUCCUCAUGCAAUAGGGGCCCGAUCUUGAGUGGGCCCCUCUCUUACCCCUACCCCUUCCCCUUCAUCCAUUGGCCCCUCUCUGUCCCCUGGCCCUGUGCCCUGGAGUAGUGGGACUCUGAAAGGGGGACAGGGAGGAGACCGAAGGCUGUGUCAGGAGGGUGGGUGCAACUUCAGACUCUCUCCCCCUCUCCCUCGCCUCUACCCAACUGGCCUUGAUUCUUCCAGCAAUGCCUGAACAAGGGCCAUUAGGGAAAAUUCAACCCUGAGAGGGGGAGAGAGAGAGAGACUAGGGGAGCUUGGGACCCAAGGUGGUCUUGGAGAGGAGCUCUGGAGUGGAGGAGACCAGUAAGCAGGAGGAGCAUUGGGUUCCAGACAUACUGGAGCUGGAGUCUCAAGAAGAGGGGUACUCUGGAGCAUUCUAGACUGGGGCUUGGAAGGAGGCUUGGAAAGAGUGUGGUUCGAGAAGGGGUGGAGCCCUGAGGGAGGCAGCAGGGGGGCCCAGAGUGGGCGGAGGUUGGAGUAUGACAGGGUACUAGGGAAGGAGUGAUUUGGGACCUGGGGACUGGGUUUUCAAAAAACACUGAGAGUCUGGUACUAGAAGGGGUGGGGCUUGAACUGUAUAGUGGAGUGAGACUCCAGAGUGGGCUGGUUUUGCAUUGGGACCAGAAUCUAUGGAAGAGGUGUGGCUUGGAACAUUCGGGAGACCGAAUGUGAUUCUGAAGGGGGCAGAGAUCUUGGGCAAGGCAAGAAGAGUGACUCAGGAAUGGGUCAAAGUUGGCAUGAGGUUGGAGUCCGGGUUCUAGAAAGUUCGGGGCUUGGAGUGGGACACGCCUGGGGGUUUCAAAGGAGGCAGCCCCACCCCAGCAAUGGAACAGUGAAGACAAGGUGUUAGAGUGAGUGGGUUCGGCAGUGGGAAGGGCAGGGCGAGAGGCUUGGCUAGGGGCUGCGAUGGCAUGGGUCUUGUUAAGGGUGGGGCGGGGGGAUGACAAGGCUGGGGAUUGAGGUGGCUGGGGACUGAGGUGACCUGGGAAGAGCUGAGAGGUAAGGUUCGGAGGGUGAAAGGUGGGAUCCAGAGAGAGGCAAACCCCCCCCCCCCGCCCCCGUACCCUUGUCCACCCUGCGAUGCGACAGCUAGGUAAUCAGAGGACAGAGGCAAAGGGUCUGUGGGGCCGACCUCCCCCCUCUCCCCUUCCCUUGUCUCAUCCCUCUCUCCCUCCACACCCCCAUCCGUUUCGGGGUGGUUGGAAGCCCGGUCUGGAGCCCCCGUCCUGCACCCUCUGCUGUGUCUGUGAUGUCGGUAGUGCCUGUGAUUGUGUGUUGCCAUUUUGUCUGGCUGUGGCCCCGCCCCCCGCCCCUCCAGGCCACACCCCCCCCUUCCCAUGCCCUUCGGUAUUGUUUGAAGACUCCCUCCCCGAGGAAGAACAAAUACGAUUACUUCUCCUCCCCUAAAUAAAGUCCUCAACCACCUAGUGCACACG